UCCUUUGAGAAGUCAGGUGUUAUGAUGGGUCUGCCUUUAUAAGUCACUUGGCCCUUUUCUUUUGCUGCUCUUAAUAUACUUUCUUUAUUCUGUAUGUUUAGUGGUUUAAUUAUGUCACGAGGGGACUUUUUGUGUGUGUGGGGGUCUAGUCUAUUUGGUGUUCUAAAAGCUUUUUGUAUCUUCCUAGGUAUUUUCUUCUUUAAGUUGGUAAAGUUUUUUUCUAUGAUUUUGUUGAACAUAUUUUCUGUGCCUUUGAGUUGGUAUUCUUCUCCUUUCUUCUAUCCCUAUUAUUCUUAGGUUGGGCCUUUUCAUGGUGUCCCAGAUUUCCUGGAUGUUUUGUGUUAUGGCUUCUUGGCUUUAGUGUUUUCUUUGACUGACAAAUCUAUUUUCUCUAUUGUAUCCUCUAUGCCAGAGAUUUUCUCUUCCAUCUCUUGUAGUCUGUUGGUUAUGCUUGCAUCUGUAGUUUCUGUUCAUUUACUCAGAUUUUCUAUUUCUGGCAUUCCCUUGCUUUGUGUUUUUUUCAUUGUUUCUAUUUCAAUUUUCAGGUCUUGAACUGUUUCCUUCACCCGUUUAAUUGCUUUUUCUUGACUUUCUUCAAGGGAUUUGUUGAUUUUUUUCCAAUUUUUUGUUUGUCUUUUCCUUAAUUUAUUUAAGGGAAUUUUUCAUUUCCUCUUUAAAGACCUCUAUCAUCAUCAUAAAUUUGUUUUUAGGGGCACUUUCUUCUGCUUCUUCUAUGUUGUGAUGUUUAGGUUUUGCUGUUGUAGAAAUGCUAGGUUCUCAUGGUGCCAUAUUGCUCUUUAUGUUAUUGUAUGCAUUUUUGUACUGGUGUCUACCAAUGUCUUCCUCCAAUAGGUGCAAGAGGUGUCUGUGUCUGAGGGAGCUGCUCUUGGUCCAAUCUGUGUUUGCUAUGUCUGUGUCUCAGGGGGCCACUUUUGGUCCAAUCAUAGCUCUUGGUCUAAUUGAAGCUGGUAGAUUCUGUGUUUUAGGGAGCUGCUCUUGGUCCAAUCAGAGCUGUUGGAUUCUGUAUCUCAGAAAGAUGCUGAGGUCACAGGGAGAUGGGUAGGUUUGGGGUAGGGAGUGGGCCUUGCAAACUGCAUGAUCUGAUCGGGGGUGUUGGUGGGGAAGCCUUUCUGCAAGAGUCUUUCCUGCUAUUCUGCAACUGGGACAGUGGUGGAUGGGGGUGGGGUGCACAGGUUGUGCCCCAAAGCCUUGGUCCUGGAGGCAGGACUUUCUGGGUAGGAGAAGAGCCACUCACCUCUUGGUUCAAUCAGAGCUGGUAGAUUCUGUAUCCCAGGAAGCCACUAUGGUUGCAGGAUGAUGGGUGGGUUUGGAGUAAGGAGUGGGUCUUGUAGAUUGCAAGGUCUGACAGGGGUAUUGGUGGGAAAGCCUGCCCACAGGAGUCUUCCCUGCUGGCUGGCAACUGGGGUAGCAAUGGGUGGGGGUUCCAGGGCACAGGUUGUGCCCCAGGGCCUAGCAGCUAUAUCAUUUUCAAUGGUUGCAGAAAUCACAGGUGAACUUCCUAUACAGUUUCCUUCUAAAGUGACUUGGUGAUUAUAUUAGAACUUCUGUGUAAUGGAAUAAGUGUGGAAAGCACCAGAAUUAUAUAACUACAUUGAUAAAGAGAUAACUAAUUUACAGUGCUGUCAGUAUCACAUUUUCUUUUGUUCACAUGUGUGGGAUAUUUUAGAAUGAAGUGACCUAUGAUGAUGUGCAUGUCAACUUCACUUGGGAAGAGUAGACUUUGCUGGAUCCUUCCCAGAAGAGUCUCUACAAAGAUGUGAUGCUGGAGAUUUAUAGGAACCUCACAGAUAUAGGCUACAGUUGUGAAGACCAUAAUAUUGAAGAACAUUGUGGAAGUUCUAGAUUACAUGGAAGGUAUGAAAGAAGUUAUACUGAGGAGAAACUUUCUGAAUAUACUCAUUGUGUUAAAGCCUUUGCAUAUCACGAUCAUCUUCAAAGACAAGAAAGAAUUCCUACUAGAGAUGAUCUCUAUGGUUGUAUUCAAUAUACUGAAGCCUCUGUAUGUCACAAUAAUCUCAGAAUACAUAAAAAACUCAUAUUGGGGAGAAACCAUCCAAAUAUAAUGAGUGUGGUAAAGACUUUGAAUGUUACAGUCAUCUUCAAAUACAUAAAAGAACACAUACUGGAGAGAAACCUUAUGGAUGUAAUCAGUGUGGUAAAACAUUUGCAUAUCAUAGUCAUCUUCAAAUACAUAAAAGAACACAUACAGGAGAGAAACCCUACAAAUGUAAUGAAUGUGAUAAAGCAUUUUCACAACACAGUAGUCUACAAAUACAUAAGAGAACACAUACCAGAGAGAAACCCUACAGAUGUAAUCAAUGUGAUAAAGCCUUUUCACAACACCUUAUUCUCCAAAUACAUAGAAGAAUGCAUACUGGAGAGAAACCCUAUAAAUGUAAUGAAUGUGGUAAAGCCUUUUCACAAUACAGUCAUCUACAAACACAUAAGAGAACACAUACUGGAGAGAAACCUUACAAAUGUAAUCAAUGUGAUAAAGCCUUUUCACAACACAUUAUUCUCCGAAUACAUAAAAGAACACAAGGAGAGAGACCCUAUGAAUGUAAGCAGUGUGGUAAAGCCUUUUCACAACACAGCAAUCUCUGAACACAUAAAAGAACACAUACUGGAGAGAAACCCUAUGAAUGCAAUGAAUGUGGAAAAGCCUUUGCACAUCACACGCAUCUUCAAAUACAUAAAAUGACACAUACUGGAGAGAAACCCUAUAAAUGUUAUCAAUGUGAUAAAACCUUUUCACAGCACAGUAAUCUCUGAAUACAUGAAAGAAUACAUACUGGAGAGAAACCCUAUGAAUGUAAUCAAUGCUCUAAAGCCUUUGCAUGUCAUAGUGGUCUCCAAAUACAUAAAAGAACACAUACUGGAGAGAAACCUUAUGAAUGUAAUCAAUGUGGUAAAGCCUUCACACGUGACUGCAAUCUUCAAAUACAUAUAAGAACGUAUACUGGUGAGAAACCCUAUGAGUGAAGUCAAUGUGGUAAAGCCUUUACAUGUCACAACCAUCUUCAGAUAUAUAAAAGAUCACAUACUAGAGAGAAGCUCUAUGAAUGUAAUCAAUGUGGUAAAGCCUUUGAAAGUCACACUUUUCUUUGAAACUCACAGUCAUCUUCAAAUAUAUAAAAGAAUGCACACUGGAGAGAAACCCUAUGAAUGUAAUCAAUGUGUUAAAGCCUUUGAAAGUCACACUUAUCUUCAAAUAUGUAAAGAAACACAUACUGGAGAGAAACCCUACCAAUGUAAUGAGUGCAAUAAAAUAAAGUCUUUGCACAUCACUGUAAUCUUCAAAUACAAAAAUGAACACAUUGGAGAGAAACCCUACAAAUAUUGGGGCCCGAAGAAAUCUGUCAAUUUGGGCUCCUCAAAAUCUGUCAAGGAGAAGUCAGCUGUCAGUAUGGGCCCUGCAAAAUCUGUCAGUUUGGGCCCUAUGAAAUCUGUCAAGGAUAAUGUAGUUGUCAGUUUGGGCCCUGAGAUAUCUACCAGUUUGGGUUCUGCAAAAUCUGUCAAGGAGAACAUAGCCAUCAGUUUGGACCUGGCAAAAUCUGUCAAGGGGAAUGUAGCUGUCAGUUUGGGCUUCGAGAUAUCUGUCAAGAAGAAUGCAGCUGUCAGUUUGGGCCUCACAGAAUCUGUCAAGGAGAAUGCAUCCUAUCAUUAA
Peromyscus eremicus (cactus mouse) is the source of this 3688-nucleotide messenger RNA. RefSeq names its product zinc finger protein 844-like. NCBI's taxonomy places the organism in Eukaryota, Metazoa, Chordata, Mammalia, Rodentia, Cricetidae. The record is from RefSeq and is a predicted model, not a curated record.